Molecule: messenger RNA, 3272 nt
Organism: Sapajus apella (tufted capuchin)
Lineage: Eukaryota; Metazoa; Chordata; Mammalia; Primates; Cebidae
Gene: CELF3
Product: CUGBP Elav-like family member 3
Exons: 13
Coding region: 809-2209 (466 amino acids)
Biological process (GO): mRNA splice site recognition; regulation of alternative mRNA splicing, via spliceosome
Cellular component (GO): nucleus; ribonucleoprotein complex; cytoplasm
Molecular function (GO): mRNA binding
Source: RefSeq, a predicted model, not a curated record
UGGAGGGGGGAGGUUUUUGUUGAGGAGAGCGCGGCCGGAGAGCAGAGCUCCGGGACCCAGGUGACCGGGAAAGCAGGCAGCCCCAGCGGCGGGAGCAGCCGGCAGCAGCCCAGGCCCGGGGCCCGGGGCCCGGGGACCGGGGUGGGGGUGGGAGGGGGGCUGAGGGGAGGACCUGAAGGGGGGCAGCAGGGCAAAAGGGACCCCUGGAGCCCUGCCGCCAUCAGAGAUCAAGCAUCUGGCAUCAGGGAUCUUCGGACCCAGCAGAAGGAUCCGCCACAGGGGAGGUGUCCUCCCCAGGGAAGCCAACGAGAGAUUCACCUGCUCCACAUCAGGAGUGGGCCCCCGUCACUGACGCUGCUGGCAACCAUAGCAGGCCCCUUAACCCCUCAGUCUCCUCCCCAUCACCCUCCUCAGGCCCUUUCCCCACCUUCAGCUCCCAUCUCAACUCCCAGUUCCCAGCUCUGUAAGCCCCAGCACCCAGGCUACCACCUCACGCUCCAGGUCUUGGCCACACUCACCCCCAUCCUGGGACAUUUGCCAGAUCUCUGGGAGGGAGAUCGUUUGUUUGGGCUAUGCCCCCUGGUGGCAUGACAGCAUCUGCCUAGACCCCUGACCCCUAGCCCUCAACUCCCUGGGCCUCCUUUGUGUGAAGAGCCGCCCCUCUGCUCAGCAGCGUGGUUGGGGGCCAAAGGGAAAGCCAGCCCUGGCUGGGGCCCCGGCCCCCACCACUUGUCUCCUUGCUGGGCAGCUCCCCUUGGCCUUUGGGCCUCUCCCUGAUCCCCUCGGCCCCUCCUCCUGGGCCGCCUCAAUGAAGGAGCCGGAUGCCAUCAAGCUGUUUGUGGGGCAGAUCCCGAGGCAUCUGGAGGAGAAGGACCUGAAGCCCAUCUUCGAACAGUUUGGUCGGAUCUUCGAGCUGACUGUCAUCAAGGACAAGUACACCGGGCUGCACAAGGGAUGUGCCUUCCUGACAUACUGUGCCCGGGAUUCAGCCCUGAAGGCCCAGAGCGCCCUGCACGAACAGAAGACUCUUCCAGGGAUGAACAGGCCCAUCCAGGUCAAGCCGGCCGACAGCGAGAACCGAGGAGAAGACCGGAAGCUCUUUGUGGGGAUGCUAGGGAAGCAGCAGACAGAUGAGGACGUCCGCAAGAUGUUCGAGCCCUUCGGGACCAUAGACGAGUGCACUGUGCUCCGGGGGCCAGACGGCACCAGCAAAGGCUGCGCCUUCGUGAAGUUCCAGACCCACGCAGAGGCCCAGGCGGCCAUCAACACCCUUCACAGCAGCCGGACCCUGCCAGGUGCCUCGUCCAGCCUGGUGGUGAAGUUUGCUGACACUGAGAAGGAGCGAGGUCUCCGCCGCAUGCAGCAGGUGGCCACCCAGCUGGGCAUGUUCAGCCCCAUUGCCCUCCAGUUUGGAGCCUACAGCGCCUACACCCAGGCCCUGAUGCAGCAGCAGGCGGCCCUGGUAGCGGCUCACAGUGCCUACCUCAGCCCCAUGGCCACCAUGGCUGCCGUGCAGAUGCAGCACAUGGCUGCCAUCAAUGCCAAUGGCCUCAUCGCCACCCCCAUCACCCCAUCCUCAGGAACCAGCACCCCUCCUGCCAUCGCUGCCACGCCUGUCUCUGCCAUUCCGGCUGCCCUGGGCGUCAACGGCUACAGCCCAGUGCCCACCCAGCCCACUGGGCAGCCUGCCCCUGAUGCUCUGUAUCCCAACGGGGUUCAUCCCUACCCAGCCCAGAGCCCUGCGGCCCCCGUGGACCCCCUGCAGCAGGCCUACGCGGGGAUGCAGCACUACACAGCAGCCUACCCGGCAGCCUACAGCCUGGUUGCGCCUGCGUUCCCGCAGCCCCCAGCCCUGGUCACCCAGCAGCCCCCACCACCCCCUCAACAGCAGCAGCAGCAGCAGCAGCAGCAGCAGCAACAGCAGCAGCAAAGAGAAGGCCCUGAUGGCUGCAACAUCUUCAUCUACCACCUGCCCCAGGAGUUCACUGACUCAGAGAUCCUCCAGAUGUUUGUCCCCUUUGGCCACGUCAUCUCAGCCAAAGUCUUUGUUGACCGGGCCACCAAUCAGAGCAAAUGUUUUGGCUUUGUGAGUUUCGACAAUCCAGCCAGUGCCCAGGCCGCCAUCCAGGCCAUGAACGGUUUCCAGAUCGGCAUGAAGCGCCUCAAAGUCCAGCUAAAGCGGCCUAAGGAUGCCAACCGGCCCUACUGAGGCCCCCAGGUCUGGAGAUCCAGAGGAAGGGGCGCCUCACACCCUCUUCCCACGACUGGGCCCAGCCCUCUCUGCACACCUGCCCUGGGCCUUGACUGGGCUCCGGGGGCAAACAUGCUUCGUGGCCCUGGGGGGCACAAGACACCAGCCCCUCCCACCCCUUGCCUCUCUGAAGGGCCGUGGCUAUGCUUCCCUGGCUCCAAGGGCCAGCUUCUUCCUAGGUGCCCUUUUGGCCUUUGUGAGGGAGCGAGGGGAACAGGCUUGAAGGUUCCGGGGUAACUGCCUUCUGCUGGGCUCCUGUGACAGGCCUUCUGUGCCCAGCGUUUGUACUUGCCUCCCCCACCAGUGGGCCUGUUCUACCCGUGCAGGCCUCAGAAGAGCUGCAGGGGCCUGCCACACACUCCCAGCCCACCUUCACCCCAGCCUCUUCCCCACACUAGGGGUUUCUUGGAAGCUGGCUCUCACUCCCCUCCACCCUCAGCUUAGAGGUAGGAUAUCCCUAACUCCUGGGCUCCCAGCCCUAAAACUCACUGCCUCCCCCAAGGGCCCCCUCUAAGGAGGGUGUGGGGGAGCCCUGAGGGCUGCCUCUCUGCCAGUCAGCCACAGAGACCCUCCUCCUUUCACGAGGAAAAGACCUUUCCCUGAACCCCUAAAAAUGUUUACAGUCUCUGCUGGUUCCCUCCGUGUAAAUACCACUACCACCCGUGCGUUAUCCAGCCCGCCCGGCCUGGCCCGGACGCUGCCAUCUCUCUUUCUGGGAGUUUAGACAAUGUUGCCCUUGGAUUUUUUUCUCUCUCUCUUAAUUUCUCCCUUUGCUUUGGGGGGUAAUUGGGUAUUGGGAGGAGGGGUGUGGGGAGGGGUAAAGGGGUUUAUUACCUGAUCAUUUUCUUUAGAAAGAGGUUUUAGGGAAAAGAAAAUGGGGUGGGGGGUGGGAGUGGUAAAGGGAGACCGGGGAGUCAGUUUCAGACAGUUCUCUAUGCGUAACUUAUUUAUUUAUUGCAUUUUACUUUUAAAGAGUUGGUCUUUUCUGUCUAAAUAAAGAAAAAAGUUUAAAAGCAUCAAA